CGAUGUACGUCUUGCACUGAAAACAAGACGAGUUCAUCACAUCAGCUUUUUCUUUAUUUAGUAUUCUAAGUUUCUACUUAGUGUUAAGUUAAUACAAAUGUUUUAAAACUUAAGCUACAAUGGCUGCAACGACAAGAGCGUCUGUGUCGCAGAUAUUGCGCAAUAAAGACGACGCUGGCGAAGAAGAUGAUGAGCCUAAAAAGAAGUCCCGCGAGGACUGGCGGAAGGCUAAAGAGCUAGAGGAAGCUCGGAAAGCUGGCACUGCACCCGCUGCCGUCGACGAAACAGGCAAAGACAUAAACCCGCACAUUCCACAGUACAUAUCUUCUGCACCGUGGUAUUAUGGGACGUCCGGGCCAACACUCAAGCAUCAGAGACCUCAGGAAGACAGGGAGGCCCAGUUUACCAAACUUGACACAUUUUACAAUAAGGGUGUUGACACAACCAAAGUAGCUACCAAAUUCAGGAAAGGUGCCUGUGAAAACUGUGGAGCCAUGACACAUAAGAAGAAAGAUUGUUUGGACAGACCUAGAAAGAUUGGUGCUAAAUUCACAAGUGCAGGCAUAGCACCCGAUGAGUUCAACCAGCCCAAUCUGAACCUCAGCUACGAUGGCAAGAGGGAUAGGUGGAAUGGCUAUGACCCGUCGGAACACAAGGCUAUCAUUGAAGAGUACAAGAAAAUUGAGGAGGCUAAAAGGGAACUGAGAGCUAAGAAGUUGGAACAAGAUCCAACAGCAGUAGAAGAUGAUGAUAAUGCGGAAGAAGAUGAAGACAAAUAUGUUGAUGAAGUGGACAUGCCCGGUACAAAGGUGGACUCAAAGCAGCGCAUCACAGUACGUAACCUCCGUAUUAGAGAAGACACCGCCAAGUACUUGCGGAACCUCGAUCCGAACUCGGCCUACUACGACCCCAAGACCAGGUCCAUGAGGGACAAUCCCCAUCCUGAGACUGCUGAGUCGGACUACACGGGCGAGAACUUCGUCCGCUUCUCGGGCGACACGUGCGCGCACUCGGCGGCGCAGCUGUUCGCUUGGGAGGCGCACGCGCGCGGCGUGGACGUGCACCUGCUGGCCGAGCCCACCAAGCUGCAAGUGCUGCAGCGGGACUAUCAUGACAAGUUCCACAAGUUCAAGUCGCAGGUAAAAGAAUCUGUACUGGAAAAGUACGGAGGCGAAGAACAUCUGAAGGUUCCUCCGCGAGAGCUACUCCUAGCGCAGACUGAAGUGUUCACGCAGUACAACCGCGAUGGAACCAUCGUCAAUGGACCUGAGAAACAACUUGCCAAGAGCAAAUACGAGGAGGACGUGUUAAUCAACAACCACACAUCAGUAUGGGGCUCGUAUUGGCGCGACGGACAGUGGGGGUACAAGUGUUGCCACUCCUUUAUCAAGAUGUCAUACUGCGUGGGCGAGGCGGGCAAGUCGGUGGUGCUGGAACUUAAAGACGCUGACAACGAGAAAGCCUCCCCCUCCACGGCUGUCUUCAAGGAGCCAGCGAAGAAGAAAAAAGACAAGAAAGAAAAAGAAAAAUCCGACUCAUCAUCAUCAUCAGACUCGAGCUCGAGCAGCUCCGACUCCGAGUCGGACCACCGCUCCAAAACGGAGAAGACCAGUAAGAAGAAGAAAAAGAAGAAGACCAAAAAGAAGAGGAAGAAGGACAAGAAGGAGCUCAAGAAGGAGGAAGAUAAAUUGAAAAAGGCAUUAGAAGCGGAAGAAAGGCAGCAAAAGCACGCCUCAUAUUUAUUAUCUGUGGACGAGCGAAAGCGGCCCUACAACAGCAUGUACGAGGCCAAGGCCCCUACCGAAGAAGAAAUGGAGGCCUAUAGGAUGAAACGGCAGCGCGAGGAGGACCCUAUGAGCCAGUUCAUGUGAAAUAACAUUUAAAUUUAUAAAUUAUAA
Cydia strobilella is the source of this 1898-nucleotide messenger RNA. RefSeq names its product pre-mRNA-splicing factor Slu7 (gene Slu7). Gene Ontology annotation, molecular function: pre-mRNA 3'-splice site binding. Gene Ontology annotation, biological process: mRNA splicing, via spliceosome. Lineage: Eukaryota; Metazoa; Arthropoda; Insecta; Lepidoptera; Tortricidae. The record is from RefSeq and is a predicted model, not a curated record. Bases 120 to 1871 code for a protein of 583 amino acids. Gene Ontology annotation, cellular component: spliceosomal complex. The transcript is spliced from 12 exons.